AUGUGUUCUAACGAAGAUGAUGAUUUUGAGAUGCUUCGAAUAGUUAUCCACUAUUGGCUUUGCGAGCAACAUUCCCAUUGGUUCUGGCUGGAUUUCUACUAUGACCUAUGGGUUACGGAGAUCGGAUGCGAUGACGAGUUGGAUGAAAGUGUUGAGGACGAGCCAAACGAGAAUAUUGAGGACGAGUCAGAUGAGAGGGUUGAGGAUGAAUCUGAUGAGAGUGCUGACGAUGAGUCGCAUGAGAGCGCUGACGACAAGUCUCAUGAGAGCGUUGAAGAAUGCUCGAGCACUGAAUCUAACUCCGCUGUGGCUGCUAAAGAAUCUUCCAGCGAGAAGAAGAUGUUUGCGUCAGAGCACGGAGGCCCCAAUUCUCCGCCCAUUACCAUUAACAUCGCGAUCCAGGAAUACAACUACUACGCUGUCUCAGCUCAGCAAUCCAAGAACGAAAUCAUAGGUGGACUACCGGAAAGCCAAAGCACACCUCAAACUCCCCAAUCUUUACACAAUUUGGCACAAGGGGUUCUCCCCGCAUCGGUAUUGCGCCUUGUACCUGAAUCCCGAAAUCCCGGAGUCAGUGAGGUACCCGUCCGUUCAAGUACCCUUAAUCGGAACAGAAGCCAGCAAGAAACACCAAACCGCGGUACCACACCCACCCUCGAUGGUCUGGUAGCAGGUGUGAGCCGCCUGGAUCUCAAAGAUAGCCCCUUGGAGUCAAAACGAAAGCCGCGACGGGCGAAGAACGAUGCAGAAUCUUUAAACAGCCCUUUUGACAUCUUCAUCAAACGCCUCGUGCGUAAGCUUGAAAAGUGUCUGGCAAAAAAUCUCGGAGAGAGGUUGUCAAACGAGAUCAAGCUCGGCUACAUUUACGUUCUUACCUCUACCGAUAAGCCUGGACUCGUCAAGAUUGGCUACGCCGGCGACGAUCCUGAGAAGCGCAUUAAAGCUGAGGAUGUGCCUCACUUCAGACACGUUGAGAAGCUGAUUCAUUGUCAACUUGAUCCGCUAAUGAAGGAGUGGGAUUGCGAACCCGAGAAGAAUCGAACCCACAGAGAGUGGUUUCGAUGCAAGCCAGACUUCGCGGCCAAGGUUGUUGACACUUGGGCUGAAUGGAUGAAGGGGGAACCGUACGCGCAUGGCGUACUGCGGGAGAAGUGGGCCGCUAGAGUCUAUGAGGAGUUGGAGCGGGAUAAGCAGGGCCGGAAAGACGAGGUAUUCGUGGACAUGAUUGCACGGCAUCGAAGGCUAUUGGAGCAAACGUAG
Messenger RNA from Lasiodiplodia theobromae, 1260 nucleotides. Its product is annotated as Meiotically up-regulated protein. The record is from RefSeq and is a predicted model, not a curated record. Bases 1 to 1260 code for a protein of 419 amino acids. The transcript has 2 exons. Lineage: Eukaryota; Fungi; Ascomycota; Dothideomycetes; Botryosphaeriales; Botryosphaeriaceae.